Molecule: messenger RNA, 1671 nt
Organism: Candidula unifasciata
Lineage: Eukaryota; Metazoa; Mollusca; Gastropoda; Stylommatophora; Geomitridae
Source: the annotation of a GenBank genome assembly
CAUGACAGUCUUGCCAAACAGUUGGCUGCGGAGAAAAAAAUUGUGGAAGAAAAGGAUCAACUAAUGAAGGAAAACCAACUGGAGUUGAACAGGAUGGUGGAGGAAAAGCACCUGGUACAAAACAACCUUCAGAAGUCUGCAGAGGACAUCUCCCAGCAGUUGGCAGAAGUCAGCAGUUUCAACUCAAAAUUGGAAAAACAGAAAGAGGAUUUAGAGGCCCGAAUACGCAGCCUUGAAGAAGCAAAAACACAGCUGGAAUCUGACCUGGACAUCAAAGUCUCUGAACUGACCACUGUCAGCAGUCAACUGCAGGACACCAGAGAGCAGGCAAGGGAGAAAGAACAGGAGCUUACCGAAACAAAUGAUACUCUGAAGAUGCAGCUCGACCAACUAGCAGAAACAGAAUCAGACAGGGACCGUCUCCAGGCAGAGCUGGACAAACAAGUGAACAUACUGACUGACAAAUGUAACCAGCUGGAGAUAGAGAAGGAGGAACUUGAGGCCAAACUCAGGGCUGACAUUGACAGCUUGAGGAAUCAGAUAUUGAGUCAGACUAUCAGGGAGGCUACUGCCAUGCUUGAAGAUGCCAUCGAGCAGGGAGAUAAUCCUGCUUAUGCUUCGAGCACUUGCACAGCAGAGUAUCUUAUAUCGCGGGCAGCUCCAGUUCUUUCUUGUCUGUCCAGGCUCAAUAAUUGUGCCUCUGCUUAUAGUGCAGAUAGAGCAGAGUUGGAGGCAGUGAUUACUGCAGUCACAGACUUUGCCCAUCACCUGUCUGAUUGUGUUGUCCAAGGCUUUGCUACAUCUCAUGCUGCUCAGAUAGAACCAGGAGAAGAGGAUGAACUGGAGUCCAAACUGAGAGAUGUUGGGGAAAGCGUGGAGUAUCUGAUGAAACUGGCCGAGGCCCUGAUUCCCAGGAUGGAGGAUGUCAAGGCAGAGGAGAUCGGUGACCUUUUGGAGAAUGAACUGCAGGGCAUGGCCUCUGCAAUUGAGUCUGCAGCUGCUAAAAUUCAGGAAAUGUUACAUAAAACACGAGAAGAUAACACAGGAGUCAAGUUGGAAGUCAAUGAGAAUAUACUGGCUUCAUGUACGGAGUUAAUGAAGGCAAUCAAAAUUUUGGUGGAGAAGUCCAGAGAUUUACAGAAAGAAAUUGUGUCAUCUGGCAGGGGAACUGCCUCCGCCAAGGAGUUCUACAAGAGAAACCACAGAUGGACAGAAGGGCUACUGUCUGCAGCUAAAGCUGUAGGUUGGGGAGCAACUACAUUGCUAGACACGGCUGACAGGGUCGUCAGCGGUAAAGGCAAAUUUGAGGAAAUCAUGGCCGUUGCACAUGAAAUUGCCGCUAGUACAGCCCAGUUGGUUGUUUCUUCAAAAGUCAAGGCAGAAAGGGAAAGUAAAAAUCUGGCAGCUCUUUCAUCAGCCUCUAAGGGUGUCAAUCAGGCAACAGCUAAUGUGGUGGCCUCAGCCAAAUCAGCAGCUCAGAUUGUUGAAGAUCAGAAUCUCAUGGACUUCUCGUCUAUGUCCCUACAUCAGACAAAAAAACUUGAGAUGCAAUGUCAGAUUCGCGUCAUGGAGCUCGAGUCUAACUUGGAGAAAGAAAGGAGGAAACUCGGAGAGCUGAGAAAGCAACACUACAGUUUAGCCGGAGAGGCAGAAGGAUGGGAAGUCAAUGAG